AUGUUCGCGUCGACCGCGAUGAGCGCGAGCGUGACGACGGCGACCGCGACGACGCGCGCGCGCGGAGUUUCCGUCGUGACGCGAGCGAGUUUGACGCCGAAGGAGGCGAAGCGGCAACAACGUCACCGUAAGAUUAGGUCCAAGGUUUCUGGGACGUCUGAACGCCCGCGCAUCUCCGUGUACAGAUCCAACCAACACGUGUACGUGCAAGUGAUCGACGACGAAAACCAAAAAACCAUCGCCGCGCUCGGCACCAUGAGCAAGUCCGUCAAGGCGGUGAUCGGCGAGGAGGAGUGGAAGGGUAAAACCAUCAGCGCCGCCGAGCAGGUCGGGAAGAUGCUCGGCGCCGCGUGCGUCGAGAAGGGCAUCACGCAAGCCGUGUUCGACCGGGGCGGAUUCUUGUACCACGGCCGCGUGCGCGCGAUCGCCGAGGGCGCGCGCGAGGCGGGCGUGAGCAUCUGA
Molecule: messenger RNA, 462 nt
Organism: Ostreococcus tauri
Lineage: Eukaryota; Viridiplantae; Chlorophyta; Mamiellophyceae; Mamiellales; Bathycoccaceae
Product: Ribosomal protein L18, bacterial-type
Exons: 3
Coding region: 1-462 (153 amino acids)
Biological process (GO): translation
Cellular component (GO): ribosome
Molecular function (GO): 5S rRNA binding; structural constituent of ribosome
Source: RefSeq, a predicted model, not a curated record